Molecule: messenger RNA, 907 nt
Organism: Branchiostoma floridae (Florida lancelet)
Lineage: Eukaryota; Metazoa; Chordata; Leptocardii; Amphioxiformes; Branchiostomatidae
Product: omega-amidase NIT2-like
Exons: 5
Coding region: 47-886 (279 amino acids)
Biological process (GO): L-glutamine metabolic process; oxaloacetate metabolic process
Cellular component (GO): mitochondrion
Molecular function (GO): omega-amidase activity
Source: RefSeq, a predicted model, not a curated record
CCGUGCAGCGGACACCCUGAAAGACAGCAUGUGAUAUAAAAACAAAAUGGCCGCUUCAAAGUUCAAAAUUGCUUUGGUGCAACUUUUCGUGACCGCUAACAAGUCGGAAAACCUCGCCCGUGCCUCGAAACUUAUUUCUCAAGCUGCUGGGGGAGGUGCCAACCUGGUAGCGUUACCGGAAUGUUUCAACUCGCCGUACGGCACGAAGUUUUUCCCCGAAUAUGCGGAGAAAAUUCCCGGCGAGUCAACGAACAUGUUGGCCAAGGCUGCCAAAGAUAACAAGGUGUUCCUGGUCGGGGGUUCGAUUCCCGAGGAGGAUGGUGGCAAGCUGUACAACACCUCCACAGUCUUCAACCCCGAGGGAGAGCUGAUCGCUAAGUUCAGAAAGGUUCAUCUGUUUGACAUAGAUGUACCUGGUAAAAUCCGGUUCCAAGAGUCGGAGGUGCUGAGCCCAGGGUCGGGACCUGUGACCUUUGACACACCUUACUGUAAGGUCGGCCUGGCUAUCUGCUAUGACAUCAGAUUCCCUGAGUUAGCCCAGAUCUACACAAGGAGAGGCUGCAAGUUGCUCCUGUAUCCUGGUGCCUUCAACAUGACCACCGGACCGGCCCACUGGGAGCUCCUGCAGAGGGGGAGAGCUUUGGACAACCAGCUGUACGUGGGAACCAUCUCUCCUGCUCGGGAUGAGAAGGCUUCGUACGUGGCCUGGGGACACAGCACUCUGGUCAACCCGUGGGGGGAGGUGGUGGCCAAGGCUGGGCCUGAAGAGGAGAUCAUCUACAGUGAUGUUGACCUGUCAUAUGUAGAUGAAGUGAGGUCAUCAAUCCCAACGUCCAAUCAGAGAAGAGCAGAUAUUUACAACCUGCAGGACAUGAGCAAGUCUUAGAACUGACAGUACUUUACAAAC